GGAGCUGCCGGCAGGCAGGCCGCCCGGGCAGCGGGUGAGUUACCUCAACUCGCGGCCGCUCCCGGGGUUGCCGGGCACCGAGGGGCCGCCGUGCCCUUCAGGCGCCUGCGGCGGCGACCAGGAAGGGAGGGCGAGCGGAGGAAGCCGAGAGGACGAGGAGGAGGGGCGACGGCGGGAUGUUCCCGCAGGACCGGGGACACCAGGGCGGGGAAGGCAGGGACUUGAACCUCGCGCUGACCCGCCCCCGGUGUCGGUCCCUCCCUCCGGCUUUCCUCACCGCUCUGCCCCGCCGCUCCCGCGCGGAGCCCCGUGCGAGUUGUCCCCUGGCCCCCUCCCCGGGCAGGUUCGGGCGUCCCGAGUGGCGGCGGCUGCCCGUGUGUGUGUCAGGAGAGGGGCAGCGCCUGCUUCGGGGAACUGUCCCCGGAGAGCAGCCCGGACCCGCGGGGCGGCUCCCUGGGCCUCUCUCGGCCCUGCGGGGAUGGGCAAGAAGGACGAUCAAACUUUAUCCCUCUCGGCGACUUCCUGCGUGCGUGGGCACGGGGAGCGGCGCCGGGCGAGGGAUGCUGCAUUGCUUCAGGAGCAGGCUCGGUCCGCGGUCCUCCAAGGUCCCCGGUGGUCCCCUCGCAGGGCCGGUGCAUAAACUUGCUCCGCGUGCCCGAGGGAGGAGGGCGGGCAGCAGGCAGAGGGGAGCGAAGGUGACAAGUUAUUCGGAGAGGCAGGGAUUUGGUGGUUGUCUUAGUUAUUUCUGUUUUCAUUGGCUGGCAGGGAUCGGGGAGUUUCUGUCUGAACAGUUGUGUGUGUGUGUGUGUGUGCAUGUGCGUGUGCAUGUGCAUGUGCGUGUGUGUGUGUGAUUUUUGUCAAUUGCAAGAGAUCCACUUGCCAUGGAGUUCUAGACCUCACAAGUCUGCAGGUUCUCUUCCCUUGCACUUCCUAGACCCAUAUGUGUUGGUCUCUGGCCAACUCCGAGAGGAGUGCAGGUUUUAUGUCCUGGGGCUGACGGCCCUGCCGGAUGGAAGAAACCGGUGCCUUCAGCCCUCCACAAAUACACGCACCUCUCGUGUGCUGAUUGCAUGGCUGUUGGGAGGAAACUGGACCGGGGGUUCUCGGAGGGGAUAUCCCAAGACCCACGACAGCAGAAAAUUAAGUGUCUGGAAGAGCUCUGUAAACUGCAAGAUGGUAUUGCCAUGCUUGGUCAUAAGGUGCACCAGAGGCUUUCUUGGCAGAAUUUGAGUGUUGCUUAUUGCAGUACUGUUGUGCCCUCUGAUGAUGUGACAGUGGUGUAUCAAAAUGGGUUGCCUGUGAUAUCUGUGAGGCUACCAUCCCGGCGUGAACGCUGCCAAUUCACACUCAAACCUAUCUCAGACUCUGUUGGUGUGUUUUUACGACAACUACAAGAAGAGGAUCGGGGAAUUGACCGAGUUGCAAUCUACUCACCAGAUGGUGUUCGAGUUGCUGCCUCAACAGGGAUAGACCUCCUUCUCCUUGAUGACUUUAAGCUGGUCAUUAAUGACUUAACAUAUCAUGUCCGACCACCAAAGAGAGACCUUUUAAGCCAUGAAAAUGCAGCAACGCUGAACGACGUAAAAACACUAGUCCAGCAGCUAUACACUACACUGUGCAUCGAGCAGCACCAGCUAAGCAAGGAGAGGGAGCUUAUCGAAAGAUUAGAGGAUCUCAAAGAGCAACUGGCGCCCCUGGAAAAGGUACGAAUUGAGAUUAGCAGAAAAGCUGAGAAGAGGACCACUUUGGUGCUAUGGGGUGGACUUGCUUACAUGGCCACACAGUUUGGCAUUUUGGCCCGGCUUACCUGGUGGGAAUACUCCUGGGACAUUAUGGAGCCUGUGACCUAUUUCAUCACUUAUGGAAGUGCCAUGGCAAUGUAUGCAUAUUUUGUAAUAACACGCCAGGAGUAUGUUUAUCCAGAAGCCAGAGACAGACAAUACUUAUUAUUUUUCCAUAAAGGAGCCAAAAAGACACGUUUUGACCUAGAGAAAUAUAAUCAACUCAAGGAUGCAAUUGCUCAGGCAGAAAUGGACCUUAAGAGACUGAGAGACCCAUUACAAGUACAUCUGCCCCUCCGACAAAUUGGUGAAAAAGAUUGAUCUGCAAAGAGCCUCUGAAUCCCAGCAGAAAGAACACUUGUUUAUAACUAUUGCCUUUUUAAUUAAAACAUCACAGGUGGAAGCUGGGAGCCAUGUUGGGGUGGAGGGUUUUUACCUUUAAUUAAAAACAAAACAACAAGGAAGUUAGGGAAGAAAGGAAUGUUAAAAUCUGAAGAUCAAGCUUUGUGAAAUAUAAGCUCAAAGGGCUUAGUUAAUAUUGUCUUAAUCAAGCAUCUCAGUUCCUGGAUGAAAUAAGUUAUAUAUUUGAGAGAUUCAGAAAGAGUAAAUGAUGCUGGGGUGUUAAGUUUCUUGCAUCUUCUUUGCAGGUCAGCAAAACAGUAACACACCAGCACCCCACUCAGCUCUAUUUUUUUUUUAUUUAACUUUUCUUAUUUUUGACAUAGGAGUCAAUAAACAGACCAGAAAAGCAUAUCCUCAAGAUAUGUGGGUGGCAAACAGAGUCUGAGCCCAGACAUUACAUUUAUUUUAAAUUGGACCCAGCCUCUACAAGUAAACAGGAAUCUGCCCCGCUUGUGCCCCUUUUCUGACCACCCACCCCUGUUGGUUACAUUAAUUUUAUCCAUAUGAUCAUUGGAACCAAUUUAUGACUGUUUGAUGAUCGACACUCUGGAUUAAGCCUUCUUACAUGUCUUUAUAUUCCAGCGCUCUGGAUCAGUAUCUAGGAAUCAUUGGCAACACUGCAUGAAGUUUUCUUGUUCUGUUUUGUUUUGUUUUGUUUUGUUUUGUUUUGUUUACUAAUUAAUUUUUGAGGGGAGGCAGAACUUCCCUCCUUUAACUAUCCCAUUGAUAUUCCACUCUCCCUCCAUAACUCAAAUGGGAGGGGGAGUGUUCAGCUAUAUUACCAAAUCAGAAAGAUGAAAGGUUUACAAAGUGGCUAAAAAUCAUGUCUGUGUAGCCAUUUCAGAACCAGAAUGAUUUCAUUGCUGUUAAUCUGCUUGUGUGACAGCAUUCAAGGCCAGGUCACCAGAUGCCACUGUCUCAUCUGGAGGCUUUGUCAGUCUCGAAGGACACACACACUUGACCCCUGUUUGUGAGCCCUCUCACCUCCACCACUUCAGGAGUUGUAAAUCAAGUGUGUGGAUCACAAAGGGUGCAAUUUAUCUUUAUACAGGCAUACAUUUCUAUGGCUCCUUUCGGCCUACCUUCUUCACCCAAUUUUUUCUUAAAUUGAGAGAAAGAAGCAUUAAUCUUAUACUCUAUCAAAUAUUUUCUACCAUAUUUCCAGUUGACAUGUGCACUUGAAAAUCAAAGGCAUCUGUCCAAUAUUCUGUUUUUAAUUACUGUGGGGGCAGGAGGGGGAGGAAGAUGGGGCUUGCCACACAGCUGAUUGGCUUUUUUUCUUUCACGUGAUUCAUCCCUCCUCUUUGUGGCAUGGGAUUCCUUUCUCUUUUUCUUUCUCCUUUGGGAUCAUUGUGUAUGAAAAGAAGAAUUUUUAAUGACAAACCCAGACUCCAGGUGCCUUGCAGAGGUUGAAGGCCAGCCAGGAUUGCUGCUGCUGCUCCUGCCACCACCCCUUCCACUGGCAUGAUGGAAUGAAAGGAUGCAUGUCUCCACUUCCCAGCCCCUCCCCACUUCCUUCCCCUGCCCGCUCCCCCCCCCCCCCCCGCCACACACACCCCCGUUGCAACCUCUUCCUUCAUUUAUUUUUAAGUUGUGUGAAUUAUUUUUAAACCAUUUAUCCUGUUUGUGCACAGGGUUUUUAAGAAGAAACAGCACAGUGCAAUGAGCAAAUCCUUUCAGGAUGUGUGGGAGGCAAGGGAGGGAGGAUGGAUGGGGAGAAAAGUCCUUUAAACAAAUAGUAAAAUAUUGAACAUGUGUAAAAUCCUGUAUCAUUUAUGAAAUAUGUAUAAAAUCAAUGUAACUUCUGGAACAAUAAAUACUUAUUCAAUUUUUGAA
Myotis myotis is the source of this 4019-nucleotide messenger RNA. It is a transcript of the gene MCU, whose product is annotated as mitochondrial calcium uniporter. Gene Ontology annotation, molecular function: calcium channel activity; uniporter activity. The transcript is spliced from 8 exons. Bases 1071 to 2102 code for a protein of 343 amino acids. Gene Ontology annotation, biological process: mitochondrial calcium ion homeostasis; calcium import into the mitochondrion. The record is from RefSeq and is a predicted model, not a curated record. Gene Ontology annotation, cellular component: mitochondrial inner membrane; uniplex complex. Lineage: Eukaryota; Metazoa; Chordata; Mammalia; Chiroptera; Vespertilionidae.